Messenger RNA from Scomber japonicus (chub mackerel), 640 nucleotides. RefSeq names its product troponin T type 3a (skeletal, fast) (gene tnnt3a). Bases 77 to 586 code for a protein of 169 amino acids. The record is from RefSeq and is a predicted model, not a curated record. The transcript has 9 exons. NCBI's taxonomy places the organism in Eukaryota, Metazoa, Chordata, Actinopteri, Scombriformes, Scombridae. Gene Ontology annotation, molecular function: troponin C binding; tropomyosin binding; troponin I binding. Gene Ontology annotation, cellular component: troponin complex. Gene Ontology annotation, biological process: sarcomere organization; regulation of muscle contraction; muscle contraction.
AACCUUACAGCCAGUCACGGCCAGCAGGGAGCUCACUUCUUUCAGCUUUUCUGAGGUUGCAAAGUCCACUGACACCAUGUCUGACACAGAGGAAGUUGAUCAGGUCGAGGCCGUAGAAGAGGAGGUAGUAGAAGUAGAGGUGGCCCCUGAGGCGGCCCAUGAGCCAGAGGCAGAGGCAGAGGCAGAGGCAGAACCAGAACCAGAACCAGAGCCAGAGCCAGAACCAGAACCAGUGGUAGAGCCAGAGCCUGAGCCAGAACCUGAGCCUGAGGCUGAGCCUGAGCCUGAGCCUGAGGCUGAAGGGCCGACCAGAAGAGAGGAGGAAAGAAAGAAAACUGAGAGAGAGAAGAAGAAGAAGAUCCUGGCCUCCAGACGCAAGCAGCUGAACAUCGACCAUCUGAACGAAGACAAGCUGAAAGAUAAGAUCAACGAGCUGUACGAAUGGAUGUGUACGCUGGAGUCUGAGAAAUUCGACCACAUGGAGAGACUGAAGAGGCAGAAGUACGAGGUUACAACCCUGCGUAAGAGAGUGGAGGAGCUCAGUAAAUUCAGCAAGAAGGGAGCCGCCGCCCGCCGCAGAAAGUAGACUGGCUCUCCGCUCCGCUGCUCAGACACCAAACUGCAACCGCCUCGGACGCAC